UUACAUAGAUCCAUUUUGAAUUUUAUACUCCCUAAUUUUCUCAAUAUUAACAAGUUUUAGUUAUUCAUUUAAUUCUUUUUACAAUUCAAGAAAAUUAUCAGUAUUUUAUUUUAUAUCCAUCUAGAUUUUCAAUUUUUUUUCUCUCUUACAGUUGAAUUUUGAGCUGAAAUCAGUUGACCGGACAUCAUAGUAUAGCCCCGAAAUAAACGGUUACAGAUCGCACCUCGAUUUCUGCAAACAUGAAAUAAGCCAUCAUCUACAAAACCCUACAAAAUCUCCAAUUUCAUCAAAAGAUAUGAUCUUUGCCUCGACAAAUUCAUAUUGUCGAGGUAUUUGAUUCGAUUGAGAAGUAAAAGGUAGCAUCUGCUAUGCGCGGGGUAUUUUUGAUGGAAAUUGUUGUAAAUUUGUGACUCAUUGAUCUUGGAGAUGAGGGGUUUCUUCGUAAUUGUAUUCUUUUUAGCAAUCGUCUUUAUAGUUGUUGUAUAUGGAGCUUCAUCAAAUUCUGAAAGAUCCGACCCGGAGGUUGAGGUCAUACCUAGCUCUGAAGUUCCUUCUUCCAGUUCUCUAUUGCCUCUCAAACCUAAACGUGACACAGCAAUUGUAGCUGCUCCAGAUGGCAUGGUAUACCUACUGGAUCUAAAAUCAGGAAAAGAUAUCUGGGCAUUUAGGUCGGGGCCAUCUAUUUAUUCUUCAUAUCAGGCUCUCUCUGAUUAUCAAGGUGAUAGUAACAAUGUUACCAUAGAGGAUGAUAACUUCUAUAUAGAUUGUGGAGAAGAUUGGAAAUUAUACAUGCAUGGGAAUGGCUUCGAAAAAGUGGCGCUGCCAUUCAGUGUGGAAGAAUUUCUAAAACAAACUCCAUAUGUCUCAAAUAGUGGAAUCAUGUUGGGAUCAAAGAAGACCACUGUAUUUAUUGUUGAUGCUAAAACCGGGAAACAUAUCCAUACAUUUAGGUCAGAUGUGUUUCCUUUAGAAGGCGACACAGAUAUUGGACAAAAUCCAAUUGUACCAAGGGAGGAUGUUGAAGGAUGGGCAGCAGCGCAAGAUACAGACUCAGAAGCUGUACAUCCACUCUACAUUAUGAGAACAGAUUAUGCUCUGAAAUAUACUUCUUCAAAGACUGGAAAGGUUUUAUGGUACCUAAUGGUUGCUGAUUUUGAGGCUUCACAGCAAUGUAAAAAAAUUGAGAGUUUUCUUGGUGAUAUUUCUGAUCUAGAGGAUCAAUUGAAUUCUGGAUAUGGAGUUUGUCCUACAAAGCCGGUUGUCCACCGAGUCAGGAAUCUUAGAUCAUUAGAAUCACUUUUUGCAUCUGGUAGGCCACGUAAUGCUCUUUCUGGAGAUGUCAAUCCUGCAUUAAAACCUGUUUCUGAAUUAGUGGAAUUACCUCCAAAUGAAAGAUCUGCAUUAUAUCAAUCACUUUUUGCAUCUGAUAGGCCACAGAAUGCAGAUGUGGUGCUUUCAACUAGUAUCACUCCUGCCUUGAAACCAGCUUCUGAAUUAGUGGUAUCACAUCCAAACAAAAGAACUGAUAUAAUGCAUUCUUUUCGUCCAUCUGUGACUGAAGAAUUUAGGCUCAUGCCUCUGCAGAGUGGAGAUAAUUGUCAUAUAAAUACAGACACGAAAUCUGAUGCUAACUGGAAUUCUGUUGUACUAAAUACUUUCAUGCUGCUCAUUGCAGCUUUCUCUUUUACUUAUACUAUGCUGCGGAAAAGGCGGAAGUCGCACAAGCAGGCGACAGAUCCCAAAUUGCAAGCUGUAGCCUCAAAAAAGAAGAAAUCUCGAAAGUCAGGUUUCAGCAAGAGCAGUACCCAUAAUGAGAAGAAUAAGAAAAAUAGUCAAUAUGAUGACACUGGAGUAAGCGGUGUCGUUGCUGACACUGGAAAGAGUGAGAAGGUUUUGGAGCUGAAUUUAUGCAAGUAUGAUAGUCUUGUAUAUCAUCGGAAGAUUGGUAAGUUGCUGGUUUCGAACACUGAAAUAGCUAAGGGGAGCAAUGGCACUAUCGUACUCGAGGGAAUCUAUGAUGGUCGUCCCGUAGCUGUUAAACGUCUCGUCCAGACCCAUCAUGAAGUGGCUUUGAAAGAAAUUCAAAAUCUUAUCGCCUCUGAUCAACACCCAAAUAUUGUUCGUUGGUAUGGGGUGGAGUAUGAUCAGGAUUUUGUUUACCUGGCUCUUGAGCGUUGCACUUGUAGCUUAUAUGAGUUUAUAUCAUCAGUCUCCAACUCCUACCAAAAGCAGUUUUCUGGUUAUGACCAGGAUGCCGGUUGUUUAAGUGAAUGCACUGUAAAAUUUCAGUGGAAAUCAGGAGACAAGGAUGACUUCCCGUUAUGGAAGCCCAGUGGAUAUCCUUCAGCUCACAUGUUAAAAUUGAUGAGAGAUAUGGUUCAUGGCCUUGCUCAUUUGCAUGAACUGGGAAUUGUGCACCGGGACUUGAAGCCUCAGAAUGUUCUUAUAGUAAAAGAGAGAUCUGUUAGUGCCAAGCUUUCAGAUAUGGGUAUCAGCAAGCACCUUGCAGGGGACAUGUCUUCAUUAACCAAAAAUUCCACUGGCUCUGGGAGUUCAGGUUGGCAAGCACCUGAGCAACUUCGUCAUGAACGGCAGACCCGUGCUGUGGAUAUAUUCAGUUUAGGUUGUGUACUAUUUUUCUGCAUAACUGGGGGAAAACAUCCAUACGGGGAUAGUUUUGAACGUGAUGUAAAUAUAGUUAACAAUCAAAAAGAUUUAUUCCUUAUAGAGAAUAUUCCAGAGGCAGCAGAUCUCAUCAGUGCACUCCUACAUCCGAAUCCAGAGCUGAGGCCAAAGGCAGUGGAGGUAUUGCAUCAUCCCUUCUUUUGGAACUCUGAGAUGCGGCUCUCAUUCCUCCGAGAUGCCAGUGAUAGAGUAGAAUUAGAGGAUAGAGAGGAUGGAUCUGAACUUUUGGAAGCAUUGGAAAGUGUCAAGACCGUGGCAUUGGGCGGUCUGUGGAAUGAUAAAAUGGACAGUGCAUUUAUCAAUGACAUUGGUCGUUACAGGCGUUAUAAAUAUGAUAGUGUCCGCGAUUUGUUGCGUGUUAUCAGAAAUAAGUUAAACCAUUACAGAGAACUUUCAAAGGAAAUACAGGAACUUCUUGGACCAGUUCCUGAAGGAUUUGAGAGCUAUUUCUCUACCAGGUUUGCUAGACUUGUAAUUGAGGUCUAUAAAGUAUUUCAUACAUAUUGUUUAGAAGAAGAUAUCUUUCGAAAAUACUUCAGAGGCAGUCAAAUUUAGCCAAUGCUAGCGAUGUUUUAAACCUUUGUACAUACUGUAAUUUGUAAUAUAUAAUCAUGUAUAGUUGACAAAACAUAUGUUUGUAAAUGUUGACCUCUUCAACUACACUGAUCAUGUUCUUUCUGUU
This is a messenger RNA of Capsicum annuum, 3367 nucleotides long. RefSeq names its product serine/threonine-protein kinase/endoribonuclease IRE1a. The transcript has 6 exons. Gene Ontology annotation, cellular component: IRE1-TRAF2-ASK1 complex. Bases 427 to 3240 code for a protein of 937 amino acids. Gene Ontology annotation, biological process: protein phosphorylation; IRE1-mediated unfolded protein response; intrinsic apoptotic signaling pathway in response to endoplasmic reticulum stress. Gene Ontology annotation, molecular function: protein serine/threonine kinase activity; RNA endonuclease activity; ATP binding. The record is from RefSeq and is a predicted model, not a curated record. NCBI's taxonomy places the organism in Eukaryota, Viridiplantae, Streptophyta, Magnoliopsida, Solanales, Solanaceae.